Messenger RNA from Cariama cristata (Red-legged seriema), 2172 nucleotides. Its product is annotated as SEC14-like protein 5. The annotation marks the transcript as partial. NCBI's taxonomy places the organism in Eukaryota, Metazoa, Chordata, Aves, Cariamiformes, Cariamidae. Gene Ontology annotation, cellular component: cytoplasm. The record is from RefSeq and is a predicted model, not a curated record. The transcript has 14 exons.
GCAUAUGAGAAGCGCUUUCCUACAUGUCCAGAGAUCCCAGUCUUCCUGGGCAGUGAAAUCCUGCAUGAAUCCAGGAGUGAUGAUGGAGCUAUACAUAUCAUUGAACGGAGCUGCAAACUGAAUGUGGAUGCUCCUAGGCUGCUAAAGAAGAUUGCAGGUGUAGAGUAUGUUUUCUUCAUCCAGAAAAACACGGUGAACUGGAAAGAGCGAACUCUCCGCAUCGAGGCCCACAAUGAGACUUUUGCCAACCGUGUUGUCGUCCUUGAGACAUGUAGUUACUCAGUUCACCCUGAGAACGAAGAGUGGACUUGCUUUGAACAGUCUGCAUCUCUUGACAUCAAGUCGUUUUUUGGCUUUGAAAGCACAGUGGAAAAAAUUGCCAUGAAGCAGUACACUUCAAAUAUCAAGCGGGGCAAGGAAGUGAUUGAACACUAUCUGAAGGAGUUGAUCUCCCAAGGGAUCACAUUCAUCCCCCGCUGGACACCUCCCCCAGUGUGUGGACAAAAGGAUGAGCAAACCCCAACUGUUGGACAGGAUACUGAUGACGUACCGCUUGAGUCUGGGGCUCGUGGAACUACCAAAGAGCAAACUGGCAGCUCCUGCCCUCCAGCAGAAGCUGUCAGCCCUGAUGCUGACAAAUUGGAUGCUGAUUACAUUGAGCGAUAUCUGGGCCAGCUGACUCCAAUGCAAGAGAGUUGUUUGAUCCGCCUUCGCCAGUGGCUUCAAGAAACGCACAAAGGCAAGAUCCCCAAAGAUGAACAUAUCCUUCGAUUUCUGCGGGCUCGUGACUUCAACAUUGACAAAGCUCGAGAAAUGCUCUGUCAGUCACUGUCUUGGCGAAAGCAGUACCAGGUGGAUUACAUCCUACAGUCAUGGAGGCCCCCAGCCCUGUUAGAUGAAUACUACACUGGAGGAUGGCAUUAUCAAGACAAAGAUGGACGACCACUCUACAUCCUUCGUCUUGGCCAGAUGGACACAAAAGGCUUGGUGAAAGCUCUGGGAGAGGAAUCACUGCUGCGACAUGUUCUGUCAAUUAACGAGGAAGGACAAAAGAGAUGUGAGGAAAAUACCAACAUCUUUGGCCGCCCAAUCACAUCCUGGACGUGUCUGGUGGACUUGGAAGGACUAAAUAUGCGGCACCUCUGGCGGCCUGGAGUUAAGGCCCUACUUCGGAUAAUUGAGGUUGUAGAGGACAACUACCCUGAAACUCUGGGGAGACUCUUGAUAGUGCGAGCACCCAGGGUUUUUCCUGUGCUCUGGACUCUGGUCAGUCCCUUUAUCAAUGAGAACACAAGGCAGAAGUUCCUCAUUUACAGUGGGAAUAACUACCAGGGUCCAGGAGGGCUGGUAGACUAUGUGGACAAAGAUGUGAUCCCAGACUUCCUGGGAGGAGACUGCAUGUGUACUGUCCCAGAAGGUGGGCUUGUUCCCAAGUCACUUUAUCAAACAGAAGAAGAGCCAGAGAACUCAGAUCACAUCCGAUUAUGGACUGAAACUAUCUAUCAUUCUGCAAGUGUCCUCAAAGGAGCUCCACAUGAGAUAGUUGUGGAGAUUCUGGAAGGGGAAUCCGUCAUCACCUGGGACUUUGACAUCCUGAAGGGAGAUGUAGUGUUCAGCCUCUUUCACUCCAAACGAGCUCCUGAAACAAGUCAUAAAGAAGCCACGCUACCAAGUACCUCUGCUGCUGGGGACAAUACGCAGCUAAUUGACAAGACGUGGGUCCUUGGGGUGGAUUACAGCCGUGUGGAAUCUCCACUGGUUUGCCGGGAAGGAGAGAGCAUCCAGGGAUCUCAUGUGACUCGCUGGCCUGGCUUUUACAUUCUUCAGUGGAAAAUGCAUGGCCCUCUGCCCUGUUCUGGCACUAGUCUCUCUCGGGUGGAUGAUGUUCUUGCCUCUCUGCAAAGUUCUGGUCACAAGUGCAAGCUUAUAUACUACUAUGAGGUGCUUGCAUCCAAGGACUUCAGAGGAUCCAUGUCGAGCCUGGAAUCUUGCAACAGCGGCUUUUCCCAGCUGAGUGGAGCCACGACAUCUUCCAGCCAGUCCCAGAGCAGCUCCCAUCUUUCUAGAUAGCAGAGCCAAGGCUACAGCAGCAAGGAAAAAUCACUUAGGGCUUCAUGGCCCCCCCCCGCCCCCGAGCUGCUCUGUGCACCAAACCAAAGAGCCUACAGGGGC